GUGGGUACCGUGUGUGUGUUACUUUCACACCGCGACACCGGCGGAGCUCGGAGCGGCGGCUGCCGGGUUCAGCGCCAAGGGGGGAAAUCAGGAACGAAAACGCUUUACCCCCCCCCCUUUUCCCUCUGCACCCCCCCUUCUCUCACACACGAGCCCUCCCUGCGAGCAGCAUCUCCCGGCGAGAUCCGCGUCCUCAGGAGGCACCCGAGGAAGGAGAAGGGAAAUCCCCGAUGGGAGAGUGACUUGUGGGGAUUCAUUAUUCUUAUUACUAUUUUUUUAGGAAGGUUAAAUCGGGGCAAACUCCCUUGUUCUUCAGGGAGAGCUGGUCCCCUCCUCUCCCCCCACAAGUCCCCUUUAGAUCCCCGUGCGAGGAAGACCUGGAAGGACCCUACGGAUCCGGAGUGACCCUUGGAUAUUAAAUCGGAGCGAGGGAGGACUCAGGAAGGAGAUCCCACCCGGCUGGUGUGUCACCGAAUGGACCAGCAGCCCAGCGCCAGGAGCUGCAGCCGGGGUGCCCCAGCCUGCGAGGCCGUCCCGAACGAGCCCUCCAUGAAUCUGUACAUCAACACCACCACCGGGACCCGUUAUGAGCUCUCCGUCCCCGUGGAAGAGACGGUGGAAGGACUGAAGCGGAGACUGUCACAGAGGCUCAAAGUGCCUAAGGAGAGGCUGGCUCUCUUACAUAAAGAAAGUCGGCUCAGUUCUGGAAAGCUGCAGGAUCUGGGGGUCGUGGAAGGAAGCAAACUGACACUUGUUCCGACAGUGGAAGCUGGCUUGAUGUCUCAGGCAUCCAGACCAGAACAGUCAGUGAUGCAGGCUCUGGAAAGCUUAACUGAAACUCAGGUCAAUGACUUCCUGUCAGGAAGGUCCCCCCUGACGCUGGCCCUGCGGGUCGGCGACCACAUGAUGUUCGUGCAGCUCCAGCUGGCAGCUCAGCAGAGCGGGGGGCAGCUCCAGCAUCGGCAUGUCAUCGCCAGCCGGGGGGAGCCCGGGGCAGCGGCCGGCCCCACCCCCCAGUGCAGGACGCUGCACGGAGGGGCCAGCUCCAACUUCGCCCGCAUCCCUGUGGUGCCCACCUGCCAGCAGAGCCCCGCCCCCUCAGCACAGGGCACACCCAUGUACUGUAACGCCGCCCACCCCGCCCCUGUUACAGCCGGGAUGUUCCGGUCGCAUGGGGCCAGCACGCAAACGGUUAACAGCAGCGUCGUCUCCUCCUGCUCAGAGAUGGACUGUAACUCCCGGAGUAACAAUUCUGCCAGCAGCAACACAGCCCCAACAAGCCGAUCGCGCAAACCUGGUGCGGUCAUAGAGAGCUUCGUUAACCACGCUCCUGGGGUCUUCUCAGGGACCUUCUCUGGCACUUUGCACCCCAACUGCCAGGACAGCAGCGGGCGGCCCCGGCGUGACAUCGGCACCAUCCUUCAGAUCCUCAAUGACCUCCUGAGCGCCACGCGGCACUACCAGGGCAUGCCUCAGUCCCUGACUCAGCUGCGGUGUCAGACGCAGUGCGCCCCCUCCUCGCACCCGCCCUCUCCAGACUCCGCCAGCAAAACUACCUCAGAGAAGCUGACGUCCGCUGUGGCCUCGCAGCCCCUGCACUCCGUGGUCCAGUGCCAGAGCCAAAUCAGGAUGUGCAAGCCCAGUGGUGACCGUCUGCGGCAGACCGAGAACCGCGCCACCCGCUGCAAGGUGGAGCGCCUGCAGCUGCUGAUGCAGCAGAAGAGGCUGCGUCGGAAGGCACGGCGGGACGCCCGGGCCCCAUACCACUGGCUGCCAAAUCGCAAGUCCAGCCGGACCAACAGCAACAGCAGCGUGUCUAGCGAAGGCAGCCUGGACCUAGACUUCGAGGAUUCAGUGUGGAAGCCUGAAGUCAAGGCGGACCUGAAAUCAGAAUUUGUCGUAGCAUAGAUCCCCAGGCUGAUGUGAACGAACAGGGCCUGUGGUGGGACGGACACUGCAGGGGAGAACCAGGACUCUGAUCUCUUCAUCCCAUCGCUCAGAUCUCCUCUGUAUUCGCUGGAUGCCUGGGGUGGGCCUGGGCGACGUCUGUCGGAAAAGCAUGGAGGAGUUGCCCCAUUUUUUUAGUUUUGUUCCUGGUUUAUUUUUCAGAGGGGAGGGGAUGGGAUGGGGGUGGGGAAGGGAGCUCUCCAGGACACGUGAGAGAGCUGGAGUUUCAAGCUGGCGAACUGGAUUUUGUUUUGUUCCCAUUUGAAUAAUAAGUGGACUCUAACAUGCCUGCCUUACAUCGCCGCCAAACCAAUAAAGCCAACGCACGAGAAACUGAACGGAGCCCAUCUGGCGAGUGAGACAGGCUCUGGACUUCCUACUUUUUUUGCAGAGCGGAGCUCGCUCGUCGGAAGAAGAGGGGAACUGUGGUUUAUCAAAGCUGCUCAUUUUGCUGUGAAAGACCCAAGCAUGCACAGUACGGGCAGGCGCUCCCUGGAGACUCGGAGCCUGGCGCUCGCUAUAUAUAUAUUUUUUGGGUGGGGAGGGCUGCUGUGCAUGCUUGGGCCACGUGGGAUCCCAGAAAUUUGGGGGCUGUUUAUUUUUCCUUCCCUCUUUUUAUAUGUAGCAUUGCUCAGCUGAUUUUAAUUUUAUUUUUUUAAACAAAUUCAACCCCGUCCCAUCUCCACACAGUUAGGUUGCAGAAGAACCCACAUGCACUUUACAGGUCUCAGUUGUGAAGUAGUGCCAGGGGCAGCCCCCACACUCCCCCACACACACCCCAGUAACAGCUUUGUGCUGGCUUUUGGAGAUCUGUUACGGACCCUCAGAGGAGAUGCUAUGGGUAUCCUCAUGGUGUGUUUAUUCUUCACCCCCUGCUUUGCAUUGUAAAUUACAAUGCAAUGGCUCUAUAAUAUUUUUAUUUUGGUUGUUUGGGUUUUGGUUUUUUGCGUGUGUGUGGGUGUGUGGGUGUACUUAAUUCUGACUCCUUGCAGCAGCAAAGGUUGGCUUGCUUUAUUUUCUAUGGAAGAGGGAGGGAAAUAAAUAGAUUUCCCCUCUGCUGUAGAGACCAACUUUUUACGUUCAGAAGUUUUUUUCCACCCAGCUGUUGGUUGUGUUUUUUAACUUAAAAAAGGAAAAUUUAAGAAAAAAAAUAAAAUAAAAUAAAUCCAGUACUUGGUAAUGGCUGUUUGCAGGCCUUGGGGCUAAUAUUUAUAGACAUUAAUAACUUGACUGAGCCAGUACUGACCUAGUGUUGCCUAGACUGUAGAAAUCCUUUUUCCUGUCCCUGGUUUUUUCUUUUUCCUUCUCUCUCCUUCCCCCGUCAGGAGAUCUGUGCAAAUAGAAAAACUCCACGUGAUGUGUUUUUUGUCUGUAAAAGUCUUUUUUGUGUGUUUUG
Molecule: messenger RNA, 3343 nt
Organism: Chelonoidis abingdonii (Abingdon island giant tortoise)
Lineage: Eukaryota; Metazoa; Chordata; Testudines; Testudinidae
Source: RefSeq, a predicted model, not a curated record